UUGAAGUGAGUGGACAACACAUAUCACCACGUGUCUGCUCUUCAGCAUUCUCUACAAACAGGUGUCUCACCGCACACCAACCUCAUUUGGCUAAUUUAAGCAGCCACACACCACUUUUCCGCCAUGCAGAGACACUUCUCUUUUUCUGUCCGAAUCUCCUCACCUGUUUCUUUAAUUUCUAGCUCCAUUUUCAGCCACCUCAGCCCUGCUGAACUCUUUUGUGAAGAACGUUCAAUUUUACAAACACCUUUCAGACCCUUUUGAGACGGAUACCGACAGCCUGACUUGAGUUUCAAGAACGUUGAAAAAUCAGGAAAAGAAUGGCAACACGUAGAUAUGCGUUCGGAAGGGUAGAUGAGGCAACACAUCCAGACUCCAUGAGAGCCACCGUAGCUGAGUUUGUGUCCACUUGUAUCUUUGUGUUCGUCGGAGAAGGCUCCAUCCUCGCAAUGGACAAGAUAUACAGGGAUCCAGGAUCGUCAGCCGGCGAGCUCAUGGCGAUUGCGACAGCGCAUGCGUUUGCAUUAUUUGCGGCUGUAUCGGCGAGCAUGCAUGUGUCGGGGGGUCACGUGAACCCCGCUGUGACGUUCGGCGCUCUUCUCGGCGGAAGGAUAUCGGUGCUGCGAGCUAUAUACUACUGGGUGGCUCAACUCCUCGGCGCCAUUGUUGCUGCUCUCUUGCUCAGGCUGGUCACCAAUAACAUGAGACCACCGUCGUUCACGUUGGGAAUAGGGGAGGGCGCGAUGCACGCACUUAUAUUCGAGAUAGUGAUGACGUUCGGUCUGAUGUACACCGUUUACGGCACCGCCAUCGACCCGAAGAGAGGAACCAACGGAGCAUUAGCCCCGCUGGCAAUUGGGCUCAUAGUUGGGGCCAAUAUUCUCGUUGGUGGGCCUUUUGAUGGGGCAUGCAUGAACCCAGCUAGGGCUUUUGGGCCUUCCUUGGUGGGCUGGAGAUGGCACUACCACUGGAUCUACUGGGUGGGCCCACUCAUCGGAGCUGGGCUCGCAGCCCUCAUCUAUGAAUACACCGUCAUCCCCACUGAGCCACCUCAUCCUCACCAACCCUUGGCUCCUGAGGAUUACUGAAAAUUAAGCCUUCAAGCGUGAAUAAUGUAUUUUAUAUUUAAAUUUUAUUUUAUUUUCCUUUGUGUUUUGGUGUAUCAGAGGUCUGUGUGUGCGUGCGUGCGUGUGUGUGUGUGUCUGUCUGUGCAUGCAUUUUUUUGGGGCCGUUUGUGUCAGAUGUGAAGUAGCAAUCCUGUGUUUUAUGCAUAUUAAAUAAAAUAAUGUGAA
Messenger RNA from Prosopis cineraria, 1292 nucleotides. Its product is annotated as probable aquaporin TIP-type alpha. The transcript is spliced from 3 exons. Gene Ontology annotation, biological process: water transport; transmembrane transport. The coding region runs from base 321 to 1088 and encodes 255 amino acids. Gene Ontology annotation, cellular component: membrane. Gene Ontology annotation, molecular function: water channel activity. NCBI's taxonomy places the organism in Eukaryota, Viridiplantae, Streptophyta, Magnoliopsida, Fabales, Fabaceae. The record is from RefSeq and is a predicted model, not a curated record.